CAUAAGUUGUGAAUCAGUGUCCAAGAAGACAGUGUCUCAUUAUAAUAAAAAAUAUUCUAAUAUUAGCAAAAACUACAACAAUGUAUUAUUCAACUGUAUUGAUUUUUAGUUUAGUUCUGGCAGUUAAUUUAUCAGGAGCUCAAAGAUUAAACUCUAAUGUGCCACCAUAUGAUCGCACAGUAGUAGACAUUGGAAAUGGGUCGCACAGAACAAACGUAGUCGUACUCGGUGAGGACGGUGGACUUGGUAACAGAUUUGGUACAAACCCACAGCCAAUAUACACCCAACCUUACCCACACCAGCAACGUCCAUCUCAAUCGCCAGGUACAACAGUUAACAACAUUGGAAAUGGCUAUGGAAACAGUAACACCGUGUAUGCACAGAGAGGACAACCUGGAACAAGUCAUUAUAAUAUUGGCUAUGGAAAUAACAACAACAAAGUCUUCGUUGAUGGCAGACAAGUAGUGCCACAAACACAAAGAAACGGCGCUGGUAGAGUCGUUCCCACUGCCUACCCCGCCCAACCAAGGACUAAUGCUGGUCAAACAACAAGCCCACAAAUAACUCAAGUCUACGUCAAUGGUGUACCAGUAAAACCAGACCGUACAGAUGCAAGUUAUAGUACAUACGUCGCGGGUGGCCAAACAAUACACGUCAGAAACACGGAAACCCGUCCAACCACCAGCACCAGCAACGUCGCUGUCGCAAGACAACUCUACGAAGUAUCCAAACAAUUACAGCAAAUUAAAACUAGAUUAGAGCAUGAAGCAGCAAGAAAGAACAUUAGAAUAUAAAGACGAAACGUCUGUUUUAUUUAUACAGUUAAAUAAGACUAGGUAUAACAGUAUCACUGCCUGUGUCAUAAUUCGUUAAACUAAAACAUUGUUUGUUUUUUUUAAUGUAAUAAUUAUAACAAUUUGUAACUAUGCAGAGUACUAUUUUGAAUUAAACAGAUUAUUUUCUUGGAAAUAAAUUAGCUACAUUAGCAAUAAUUACUUUGGAGAAAAUGAAAUGUAAGCAACAAGUUGACAUAAGUUCUUGUAACAAAACUCCUUCAGUGUGAAAGAACAUUGAUUGUAAUUAAUGAUCUAUAUUAAAAUAAACAAAGGCCCUUUAAAAAAUG
Bicyclus anynana (squinting bush brown) is the source of this 1123-nucleotide messenger RNA. RefSeq lists its product as uncharacterized. The record is from RefSeq and is a predicted model, not a curated record. The transcript has 4 exons. The coding region runs from base 81 to 794 and encodes 237 amino acids. NCBI's taxonomy places the organism in Eukaryota, Metazoa, Arthropoda, Insecta, Lepidoptera, Nymphalidae.